Messenger RNA from Lemur catta (Ring-tailed lemur), 4360 nucleotides. RefSeq names its product nephronectin (gene NPNT). The coding region runs from base 22 to 1803 and encodes 593 amino acids. The record is from RefSeq and is a predicted model, not a curated record. Lineage: Eukaryota; Metazoa; Chordata; Mammalia; Primates; Lemuridae. The transcript is spliced from 13 exons. Gene Ontology annotation, molecular function: calcium ion binding. Gene Ontology annotation, cellular component: membrane.
CGCGCGGGACCCGCCGGCGACAUGGCCCUGGCCCUGGCCCUGGCGACCUCGCUGGCGACCGCGCUCUGCCUGCCCGCGGCCGCCGACUUCGACGGGAGGUGGCCCAGGCAAAUAGUGUCAUCGAUUGGCCUCUGUCGUUAUGGUGGGAAGAUUGACUGCUGCUGGGGCUGGGCCCGCCAGUCCUGGGGACAGUGUCAGCCUAUCUGCCAACCGCGGUGCAAACAUGGUGAAUGCAUCGGGCCAAAUAAGUGCAAGUGUCACCCUGGAUAUGCUGGAAAAACCUGCAGUCAAGACCAACGCUCCCACCCAGCUCCUCUUGACCCGGGCAGUGAACAAUCUCUUUUCCAGCCCCCGGAUCCGCAAGCCACAAGUUCACCUGCAAGGGAUCUGAACGAGUGUGGCCUGAAGCCGCGGCCCUGCAAGCACCGGUGCAUGAACACCCCGGGCAGCUACAAAUGCUACUGUCUCAGCGGGCACGUGCUGCUGCCCGACGGCUCCUGCUCGGGUGCCUGGACGUGCUCCAUGGCCAACUGCCAGUAUGGCUGUGACGUCGUCAAGGGACAGGUGCGGUGCCACUGCCCCUCCCCCGGCCUGCAGCUGGCCCCCGACGGGAGGACCUGCCUGGACGUGGACGAGUGUGCCACGGGCAGAGCCUCGUGCCCCCAGUCCCGGCAGUGCGUCAACACGUUCGGGAGCUACAUCUGCAAGUGUCCGACAGGCUUCGACCUCAUGUACAUCGGAGGCAAAUACCAGUGUCACGAAGUGGACGAAUGCUCGCUGGGCCGGCAUCAGUGCAGCGGCUUUGCACGAUGCCACAACGUGCACGGGUCCUACAAGUGCAGAUGCAAGGACGGGUACCACGGGGACGGGCAGCGAUGCGUGUAUAUCCCAAAGGUUAUGAUUGAACCUUCAGGUCCAGUUCACGUGCCCAAGGGAAACGGUACCAUUUUAAAGGGUGACGGAGGACACGAUAAUUGGAUCCCUGAUGCUGGAAGUACCAGGUGGCCGCUGAAGACCCCGUAUGUUCCCCCUGUCGUUACCAGCGGUCCCACCGCAAAGCCAACCCCAUCGCCCACGCUGCCACCAACACCCCGGCCGACAGAGCUCAGAACGCCUCCCCCAACAGCAACCCCCGAAAGGCCAAGCACCCGACUGACAACUGCAGGGCCAGCCACCAGCACAUCCCCACUCGGGGUCACGGUUGACAACAGAAUCCAGACAGACCCGCAGAAGCCCCGAGGAGAUGUGUUCAUCCCACGGCAGCCUUCAAAUGAUUUGUUUGAAAGUUUUGAAAUAGAAAGAGGAGUCAGCGCAGAAGAAGCAAAAGAUGAUCCAGGCGUUCUCAUACACAGUUGUAAUUUUGACAAUGGACUUUGUGGAUGGAUCAGGGAAAAAGACAGUGACUUACACUGGGAACCCGUGAGGGACCCAGCAGGUGGCCGGCACCUGGCAGUGUCGGCAGCCAAAGCCCCCGGGGGAAAAGCCGCCCGUCUGGUGCUGCCCCUGGGCCGCCUCCUGGCCUCGGGGGACCUGUGCCUGUCCUUCAGGCACAAGGUGACCGGGCCGCGCUCCGGCGCGCUGCAGGUGUCUGUGCGGAAACACGGGGCCCACGGGGCGGCCGUGUGGGGACGGAGCGGUGGCCACGGCUGGAGGAGGACUCGGAUCACCCUGCGCGGGGCUGACGUCAGGAGCGUCAUCUUCAAAGGUGAGAAGCGGCGUGGUCACCCCGGGGAGAUUGGCUUGGACGACGUGAGCUUGAAAAGAGGCCCAUGCUCUGAAGAACGGCUGCAACCGCACAACUAGCAGCGGGCUCCCACGUGGCUCCCGCCUCUCUCUCCAAUCCUCAACUUCUCCCGUCUUCUCUCCCUUAUCAGGCCUAGGAGAAGGGCCGGUCAGUGGCGGGGGGUGACCCAGGCCUUGCUGGGCUGCUUCUGUGUGUCCCGGUGAAGAGUGACACCUCCUUGAAACACAGGGGCACCUGCAGACACAUCCAGGCCCUUGCUAGACGUUGCCUCCCGUCUUGUGUCUCUCUGGGUGCUCAGCACGUGUGGCCCAGACCGUCCUACCCCUGGUUCUGAGGUGCUCCCUGUAGCCAAUUAUGGGAGCAAAUCAAAUCCUGGGAGAAGUUUUCCAAAGUGAUCUGUGCAAAUGGCCAUUAUGGCAUCUGUCCGGUGUGUUGUACCAUGAGUCGUACUGAGUUCCCUUAAGAUACGGGGCGCAACGUGCUUGUGAAAUGGAUUUCUCCUCUUCACCCGGGUGAGUGCUGGCCUGACCCGACCUCCUUUACUGCCAUUCACUUUACCAAAUAAGGGUGUGUAACAUGUCGAUCAAGAUGCAUUUAUUGUUAUCUGUAUUUUUCUUUCAAAGACAGUUAUGUAGAGUGAGUACGUAAUCCUCCGUUAGCGCCGUUGGGUUUUGUGUCCAUGUGCCGUCGAUACUAAGUAUGUACGUGUGGCUGAUAUUUGCAGACUCUAGUUGCCAAGGUGAAGGGCAGCUUGUGAGCUCGUGAGUUAAAAAAUAACACGGUGCAAUGUCCCCCGGGUGUGUGACCUUAUACUGGCAGCAGGAGAAAACUGGUGUCGGGUGGUGGUAGUGGAGUGAUGACUUUUUUUUUUUAAUAGCCUUGAGUUUGAUCUUUGCAGAGGAUAGCGACCCGUUUCAGCAGAUAAGAAACUGCAGUUAAUCCAUAAAACCUUCACUGUUUCAAGUUAUCCUUGUGAGCCAACAGCUUUUACCGUCAUGACUCGGGGACUCUCUGGCAAUCUGGGAGCUUUGUAAAAGUUUUGGUUGUUUUGGAGAAAGGAUCUUGUUGGAGGAAGCAGGGUGGGAGGACAUAUGGGGGAAACAGAUUUUCAUACAAAGCUUCAAAUCAAAGCAUGGGCUGGCGUAGCCCAUCCCCUUACGAGCCGUGGCGGGACAGGGCGGGAAUUCUGAGCUCCAUGGACCCCCAGCUAGACUUCCUCUCUGCAGAUUCCACGUUUAGAUUUAAAACUAACGAGACUUUUAAAAAGGCAACUUACUCCCGAGGCUUCUCUUAAUUUCUGAUUAAAGUCAUCAAAAUAUUUUCUGCUGUUUUUGCCAGGAAUCACAAAGAUGAUUGAAGGGUUGGGAAAAUGAAGAUGUAGGAUGAAAAAUUAAAGGAGCUGGGAUUAUUCAGCCUGGAGGAGGGGAGGGAGGGGCAAACCAUGGGGGGGUCUUCAAGCGGGGGAGGGUGGGCCCAGAGACGGGGCGACCAGCUGUCCUCCAGGUGCACUGAGAACAGAACAAGAGGAAACAGGCUUGGACUGGAGCAUGAGCCAUCGUUUCUGGGCAGGGACAGUUGUUAAAUUAGAAUCCUUUAUUUAAAAAAAAAAAAAAAGGAUGUGAAAAUCUUAUUCUCCUCCCUGCCCCUACUCUCUCAGCUUUUUAAAACUUAGAUAAAAAACGUACCUAUUUAAGAUGGUUAAAGAUGUUCUGACCUCGAGGUAGAGUAAGAGAUGACAGAAUCUCCCAAAAGCUGUUUGGGUCCUGGCAUGUCAUGAAAAUCUUCAGAACUUAAGGACUCCAGGCUAACUGAGGCAUUUCCCUCUUGACCUCUUUCUUAAUGAAGAGGAAACAGCCGACCAAAUGCCAAGCUCACUAACACGUCUUUCCUUCUAUGGCAAACUGAGCAGCAUGAAAGCCAAACUAUCACCAAAACACUAUUUAUUCCAAAAGAGAAUAUGGUGGAUAGAUAUGCUAGUGUCUCAGUCAUGUCCUGAUGUGGUGAUGUUUUAAAAUUAUUUUUCUGGGUGCAAGUAUAAACCUUUCACUUGCUCAGUGGAUGAUGCUUCAUGGUUUUUAAAGACGCCAGGAUCACAGUUCAGAGAGAUUUGUGUCCGGUGCAUUCUCUGUGCUUUGUGUGUGACGAGUUAAGCUGGCUACUGAAAACCCACUAGAACUUUCCUUCACCCCUGUCGGCCUGAGUCAGUUUCUCUUAUCAAUUGGAAUCUCCCCAGUUCCAAAAAAUAGCAAUGUUUUUUGAACAAUAGGUACAAUAGAAGGUCUUUUGUCAUUGAACGUGGUAGAGGCAGGGCUGGGGGCAGAAUAUAAAUCAGUCAGCCUUUGAGCAGAGGCAGAGAGUAUGACCUUAGAUCCGUUUUUAAUGAUUCAUUUCCUUUUUGGUCCUGUAACCGCACAGCCGAAGACGAAAGGGGAAAAUAAUUGAAAAUUUUACUUUUAGGUGCCAAUAAUGCAUUGCACUAAACUCAUGGCAGAAGUUAUCCAAAGUACUGUAUACCACCUUGUUUAUUAUUUAAUGUUUUCUAAAGUGAAAAACGUUAGUGGUUUUCCAAACGCCCAAAUAAAAACAAUUCUUUGUAAAUAAAAACAGUUAAUUCUA